AUGGCUUCGUCUCUGGCGCCCGACAAACGCCCGGACUUGCGCGCCUCCGGAAAUGGAGACGUCUUCGGCGAUCCCUUCGUUACGACCUCGUCUGUUCCUGCGCACCAUCGAUUUUCCAACUUUGACCAAGAGCUCUUUGCUGCUGGUCCAGGCUCAUCACCUACUCAAGCUAAGCGUGCGCUGGAGGCCCACCUUGCAGAGACUGAUCGUCGCUUGGACGAGGCUGGCAAACUGGGAACGGCUCUGGUCUCGCAGCGGAAGCUGCUCGCAGAGCAACUGCAACAAGUCCAGAAGCUGCAGGCCGAGGGUGAGCUCGGCCCCGAGCUGCGGCAGAAAUUAGUCGACAUUGAGAGGGAAUACAACGAUCUUGCCAGAGAAUCUGCCCGAGUCUUCCUCCCCAAGCAAAGGGUUCCCAGCAACGAAGCCCACGCCGGCUCACCAUUCGUCCCUGAUGGGCGUAGCGGCAGGCGCUCAGUAAGCCCUUCUAAAUUCGAGAGUCAGGCCACUGGCUCUCCGACGAAACUCGGUGUUCCGAAUCGCAAACUUCGAAACCAACCAUCCAAUAGAGUGCAUGAUAUCGAGUUUGCGGCGGAGAUUAGCACUUCUCUCAUCGCCCAGGUCCGGAACUUGCAGACACUUCUUUCUGAACGUGAUGACGAACUGAAGGGGGCACAGUCGGAAAAGACGAGGCUUGAGAUCGAUUUGGAGGGCUUGCAGCAGCGUCUAAAGGCAUUGGAUGAGAGCGAACAUCGAUACAAGGAAGAAAACUGGAAUCUCGAGACUCGUCUACAGGAAAUCACCACCCAGCAACGAGAGGCUGCCGAUCGCGAAAAGAAACUUACGCAAGCCCUCAACCUGUCCAACUCGUCAAAGAGUUCGACGCAGAAAGAGCUUGAUGAUGCUAAGCUCACCCAGUCAAAGCUAACAGAGCAGCAUGCUGCCGCCGUGAAGCAUCUCGACAUUGAAUUGGGCACAGCAAAGCGGAACAUGGCCAUGGUGGAAAGCGAAAGAGCAGCGCUCCAACGUAAAAUUGAUGAUUUGACCAACCAGAACCAAGAGUUGGCCAAGGUUUUCUCACUGCAGCGCGGGCGCACCAUGGAGCGGGAACCGCCGUCAGGUUUGAGUGAUGACGACUUUGAAACAGCAGCCGACAACAUUACGCCUGAGCACUCGCCCCCUCCUUCGCCUGUCAAAGGCACGCCCCGGCACACAAUGCUCGAAACUGAGACCAUCAAGUCGUCUCUCCAUCAUGCGCAGAGGACAAUCCAAAGCCAACGAAGUCAGCUCCACCGCGAAAAGACCGAAAAGCUAGAGCUGAGAAGAAUCAUUCAAGACCUGCGUGAUGACUUGGAGAAGGCUAGGGCCGGCGACGCAGGUGGUGCUUCCAACCCUCGCCGUAGCCGGAAGACUGAUACAAAGGAGUUCAAGAAGCCUGCUCGACUACUAGGCAGUCUGCGAUCCAGCAGGCAAGAAAUUCUGGUGGAUGACCCCGAUUGGGAGGAUAACCCUGGCUUGCCGCCGACAAGAGGCUCCAGAAGUGGCUCACGGCCAGGUGCCGAGACUUCUCUCCAUACCCGCCUCACCGACAGUAGCGAUCAUUUUGAUACUGCUAAUGAGGCCAGCGAGUCCGCGUUUGAGACCGCCAAUGAACGGGCCACGGAGACGGAAGACUUUCAGACUGGAAACGAGGCCCUUUCCGGCAGUGACGAUGACAAUGAGACAGAGACUGAAAGCGCAUGCCGAGGAUUCGGUCGCAUGAAAAGACCCCCCAGCUUGCCUGCUGGGCUGGUGCGGGCAAAUAAUCGAGACAGUAAUCGAGACUCUUUCGACAGCACCGCGUCAACCUCGGCAGAUGAGGAUGAAGUCGCAGACAUGCGUACCCCGACGGGAACCAUUUCGUCUCAGAGAAGCCGCUUCAGACUUAGCCGCGGGCCUUUCUCCAGGAGCUCAAGACAAAACAGCGAAGAGCCUGCGUCUCAAAGAAGCCCUGCAAGCCACACUAGUGGUGGCACGCCCCAGGCUGGCGGCCAGAGCUUAUUCGCGGAACUUCAGGAUUUCGGCAGUGAUGAUGAUUCCUUGGGUGUCGCCACGCCAAGUCGUCGAAGUGUCCGAUCUGUUACUCCUGGAUCAACCCGUCGGGCUGCGUCCCCGCCUCCAGCCGUGCCAAACUUGCCCAAGAUCAUCAUGGUGGACAGUGGCGCAAUGACGGACCCUGUCACGAUUGUUCCCCAGGCGUUUGAGCGAGCCUUUGAUCGGCCAAUGUUCAUGGAUUUUGUGGCUCGUGACGAAGAUCAAAUAUCCACAACUUGGCCCAGCAGCCGAGCCAUAGGACCAGAUUUGUCUCGGCCAGCGUCGAUGUUGUCGUACAGUGAUGCUAGCAUUCACCAUGAGCAGGAUAUGGAUGCCAGUUUGGCGCAGUUUCCUGUGCCACCAAUGUCACCGUGUCCCGUCGACGCAAAUUUACUUGGACUGUCUCAGAUUCAGUUCCAGCAUAUUGAGCCUCGGGAAUUAGCAAUCGUGCCGCCCACGUCCCCGAUUUUGUCUCUGACAUCCCUUCUUGUGGAGCAUGUCGAGCCUCGGGAGGAAAUCAUUUUGCCGCCCACGCCUCCCACGCUGUCUUUGACACCUCUUAUUGUCGAGCAUGUCGAGCCUCGGGAGGAGGCUGAGGUACCCCCACCUCUGUUGACGGUGUCAAGAAUUGCAACUGAGACUCUGGAGCCUGUAAUGGAGCCAGACACUCCUCGCCCUUGCCUCACCUUCUCAUCAGUUGUAGCAGAAACAUCAGAGCCCCUCUGUACAUCACCGCCCCCGAUGAGACUGUCUAGCAUAUCUACACAAACUGUGGACUCCCCAGCCACGUCCAAGCUGACUUCUAGCAAGGCGGUAUCUGUACCCGCGACUUCCCCGACGCAACGCGAUCCCCCAAUCUCAUCCCCGAUUCUGACACUGUCCCCUGUAGUUGCAGAAGAACUCGAACCGAGGGAAGAGCAGCUGUCUGCUCCAGCUUUGGCUUCGCCUAUCUUGGAUUUUUCAGGAGUUUUCGCUCAAAACAUUGAGCCCGCGCCUGAGACGCUUCGGGCAUCGCCUGCACUUGCCCUGUCAUCAAUCACCACUCAGCAAACACAGCCAAUUUUGGCGCCUAUGGCGACGCCGCCAGCGCUUUCUUUGUCAGGUAUUUCUGUUGAGCAUACGGAGCCAGUGCAGAGCUCAGCAGCAUCGCCCACCCUUGGGUUUUCCAUCAUCAAAUCUAUUGAAACUCGCCCCUUGUCUCCUCGCAGCCCGAGAAGAGAUGCCUUCAUCAUUCCCAAGGAUUAUGCCAAUGAUCCGGAAACACCUCCUAGUAGACUGAUUGGAUCUGUCUUGGCUCGCGGGAGAAUGGAUGAUAUGGAAACAUUUAUUGCUGAAGAUGAGACGAGACAAUCGCGUCAUGGCUCUCCCGAGACAGCAACUCCAGAGUCGCAACGGCCAUUCAAAGAGAUCUCCGCCAACAGCAAUAGCCGCCUCUCCUGUAAGCAGAGCGCGCAUACAAGCGACCGGGCCGCUCAAACUGCAUUGACUGCAGACUCGAUUGAUCGACUGCUCAAAGCUGGCUCCCCACGAUCCUUUGGCCAUGUUAAGGACUCGUCCGUCAGUUCAGUGGGCAGCCCUGAGACUACAGGAACGGUGAGGAGACACAGAUCACAGGAGAGCUUCGGCUCCCCGGUCCGUCUACGAGCCAAGCCUGCGGAUGAAACCGCAGCACCCGACAGUGCGGCUAGCACCAGACCCGGAAGCGCAACCAGCGGGCGAACGUCGGCCCAAAACGUACCGCCGCUGCCCUCCAAUCAUCGCGAAAUGAUUGAGGCGGCUCGAACAACUUCGUCUCAUAGCCAGCAACAAGGCAGCAUGGGCCCUCCUCUUUGGCCGGCCUCCGCAACGAAGCCUUGGCCUCAGACACCCAGCCCUCCGACACCCAGCCAACAAGGAGUCGUGGGAGCGGGCCGAGGCAAUGCUGCCCCUCGAGCAGCUGGCACUGUUUCGAUACAUGCAGGUACCGUCGAGAUGCCGCCCCCAGGCAGAGUCACGUCUCGAUCGAGACGCUCAUCAGUGUCUUCGUUUGCGUCUGAGAUUGAUAGUCGCUUCAACAUGCGGCCAGGCGAAGUGGGAACGAAUCCCAACGGCUUUGGGCCCAACACGGAUCCUCGCAUGAUCCAGGCCAUCACUCAGACCAUGAUUGGAGAAUUUCUGUGGAAAUACACUCGGAAAACAGGCCGCGGCGAGUUAUCCGAGAAUCGCCAUCGGCGCUACUUUUGGGUACAUCCCUACACCCGGACGUUAUACUGGAGCGACAGAGAUCCGUCCACUGCUGGCAGGGCAGAGGCCAGGGCUAAAAGUGUGUCGAUUGAGGCCGUCCGUGUCGUCACAGACGACAACCCUAUGCCGCCUGGACUGCACCGCAAGAGCCUGAUUAUCAUCUCCCCCGGGCGAACAAUCAAGUUUACUUGCACAACUGGACAACGACACGAGACUUGGUUCAACGCCUUGUCGUAUCUGUUGUUGAGGACCGCACAAGGCAAUCGGACCGACGCGGAGGAGAUGGCUGGUCAAAUUACGCAGGAAGACGUCGACGAGUUCAACCCAUCGUUUGGUCGCGCGCCAGGCAACGAUUUCGUCUCCAAAACCGCUCCAUCGCUCUCGUCCUACCACUCUCACACGACGCGAAACGAGUCCCCAGCACUCGGAAUGUCGAUGAAUAUUCCCACGCUCACUCCAUCUGAGAACCACAAGCAUAGUAGUGCGACGGGCCGAACAUCAGCAGGCACUCUAAGCAAGCUCAGUGGCUACUGGCGGUCUGGAGCACCGAAGAUCACGGGGACCCUCACAGGCUUCCGCGGCCGUGGCGCAAGCAGCCAAAAUCGGGACAUUUACGAAGCCAGUGAGGCCCACGAUAGCGCCGAAGAUGUGCGGGAAAUAAUGGAACAACAGGACCGCGGGUCCGACCGUCUCGAAAACGUGAGAGCUUGUUGCGACGGCAGGCAUGAUGUGGGAAGCCUGCCGCAUACCUCACGAAGAGGACGCAACCUUGCUUCUCACUCACACCCCGGCCACUCUGUACCCGAUGCAUCCUUGGCACCUAUGCGUUCCCGAGCAUGA
Messenger RNA from Ustilaginoidea virens, 5133 nucleotides. RefSeq lists its product as uncharacterized. Gene Ontology annotation, molecular function: phospholipid binding; tubulin binding. Gene Ontology annotation, cellular component: cell cortex; mitochondrion. Bases 1 to 5133 code for a protein of 1710 amino acids. Lineage: Eukaryota; Fungi; Ascomycota; Sordariomycetes; Hypocreales; Clavicipitaceae. Gene Ontology annotation, biological process: dynein-driven meiotic oscillatory nuclear movement; establishment of mitochondrion localization; maintenance of protein location in cell cortex. The record is from RefSeq and is a predicted model, not a curated record. The transcript is spliced from 2 exons.